AUGAGCACCGCCCCCACCAGUAGUGUUACUGGCACCCAGCUGAGCAGGGGUGCGGACGAAGUCUUCAAAACUAAAUUUAUGAAACCGGUCUUCGACAAUAUGAUCAAAGGACUAGAGACCUCGAUUCGACAAGGAUCAGAAUUGGUUUACCACCAGCUCCAGGAUCUGAAGGAGUACGGCCUGAGGGCUUAUCAUCUUUUGAGGGAAAAAGAUGCAAUCGUCUUUUGCCGCACUGCGGAGAUAAUAGAGGUGCGAGAAGAAAACCAACGCCUGCUAGCCAGGAACCAGGGCUUAGAAGAGUCCAACGAGGGAAAGGACGUGGAGAUUCAUGAGCUAGGAGUCCAGAUCUAUGGCUUAGAGGUUUGCAACGAAGCAAAGAACGCAGAAAUCGGUCUGCUUAAGAAGCAGUGUUCCCAGCCCCUCCAGGAAGUUGACACCUGCCAGCGUACCAAGGAAGAAGAGUUCCGAGCUCAGGUCUGCGCUUUGGAGGCUUCAGUCUCUCGGCUUGAGGAAGAAAACAGACGCCUCCGCCGGGAAAUCAGCCUUGGUCGCUCCGAGACAAGGCAUCUCCGCCACCAGCUCAGAGUACUUCAAGGCUAUGCAUCGGCGCGGGCCAGUCAUCUGUUCCAGGAUUAUGAUGAUUAUAACUGA
This is a messenger RNA of Aplosporella prunicola CBS 121167, 651 nucleotides long. RefSeq lists its product as uncharacterized. NCBI's taxonomy places the organism in Eukaryota, Fungi, Ascomycota, Dothideomycetes, Botryosphaeriales, Aplosporellaceae. The transcript has 3 exons. The record is from RefSeq and is a predicted model, not a curated record. Bases 1 to 651 code for a protein of 216 amino acids.